This is a messenger RNA of Salvia hispanica, 553 nucleotides long. RefSeq lists its product as uncharacterized. The record is from RefSeq and is a predicted model, not a curated record. Lineage: Eukaryota; Viridiplantae; Streptophyta; Magnoliopsida; Lamiales; Lamiaceae.
GGCUACGCCACGUCAUCAACCAACCUCAUUUUCUUCCCUUUUUAAAACCAACAACUCCAACACUCCAAAUAUUGAAAGCAAAGAUAGAGAGAAGAAAUAAAUAUGGAGGGGCUGAUUCCAUUAGUAUACAAAGCAAUCGUGCAAUACAGAAACGGAGCAUGGCUAGAUGAUACGCACUCGGCUGCAGCCUAUAUGAGGCUUCCCGGCGACUCUGGCCGGUUCGCGCCUUCUGACGUCCAGAUUUUCCGGCUCCCCUCCGCCCGUUCGCCCCCUCGCUCCGUAGCGGAGAGGAGGGCCGUUUCCACCCAUUUGAUCAACUCAUAAAACAGGCGAAUUAUUCAAUUUGGUAGGCGUGGUGAUAUGAUAAGUAAGCAAAAAUCUUGUGUUUCUUUUAAUUUUCUUUUUACGUUCCGUUUGUUAGUUUAUUUGCCAAGUUUUGGCGAAAAAAUGUUUUGUGGAAAACCUCAUGAAAGGGUCCACAAACUGUGUGUUUCAUGUAACAAACCAAAAUUGUGUAUAUGAAUAUGAAUGAAUGUGAUGUUUAUUUGUUGAA